This is a messenger RNA of Acipenser ruthenus (sterlet), 2961 nucleotides long. RefSeq lists its product as uncharacterized. The transcript is spliced from 15 exons. Gene Ontology annotation, biological process: meiosis I sister chromatid cohesion; male meiosis chromosome segregation; homologous chromosome segregation. Gene Ontology annotation, cellular component: kinetochore. The coding region runs from base 593 to 2122 and encodes 509 amino acids. NCBI's taxonomy places the organism in Eukaryota, Metazoa, Chordata, Actinopteri, Acipenseriformes, Acipenseridae. The record is from RefSeq and is a predicted model, not a curated record.
UGGUUCAAUUUAGAAGGAGUGGAAGGGCAAACUUUGGACACCCCUGAACUAAACGGUGACAAGGAGGGCGGUGAAAAGGGGUAAAAGAGUCUUAAGUUAAAGGAUAAUAAAACCUUAGGUGCUACACCUUCAAACAAGCAACUGCAGUUGUGCUGGAAUUUACACAGAAAACAGGCCCCAAUAGAACAAAACCUGUAAUUAAGAAAACAAGGCAGUGUAGUUUAUGCUCUUCAUUCAGGUAUCUACUGUACCAUAUUUUAAUGUGUAGGGCAUACAGUAGGCCUACUUUGGCAACAAUUUUACUCUAUAUAUACUAAUUUAUGGAUAGGUUUACACUGCCUAAAAAAGAACCGGCGUACUGCACACACACACAGAGCACUCAGUGAGCACCUGCCUUCUUACACACCUGUGCACGCAUCUCUCCUGACGAUCCUUAAUGAAAUGCACGUGCUGCCGCGGAGCACGAGAGCGACGAGGUUUUUAACGGACAGAAGAAGACUGGCCGUGUUACAGAAAACUAUAGGACAAUGUGACACUGACAGACAACAAAAAUCCCGCUAAUUCACCUAUCCUUUAUCUCGGGAAGGCAGCAAUGGAACAUUUUAAAGCUAUGAAAAUGUAUUCCAAGAGAAGAAUCAAAGCACCAUGUCACUCCCCUUUGCUUGGAAGAACAAACUUAUUGGGGAAAAGGCAGCUAUCUACACCUACAGUUGAAGGAACAAGACCCAAGAAGAAAUACAAAGCGAGCCUCCCAAAACCCGACCAGAGUUCCCAUCUUCCACCAAUCAGCGAGUCUCCUGCAUCUGGACAGGAGUUGUUCAUCCAACCUGGAAAACCCAGAAGAAUGUCAAGACUUUCACAGCACAAAGAGUCCACCUAUAACAGUUGUGUGAGUGGGUCUACAUACAGUGAAAAUACUUCUGAAAUGAUUCUGCCGUCUGGCGUUUCAACCUUUUUACUGGCCUGCAUGGAUUCAGAUACAGCGGCUGUCUCUUCCCCUUCAAGUUCUUCAGCUUGCAGCCUUUCUUCCCCAGAAGUGUUUCGUGAGGCUGACGGCUUAGAUGAAACAGAAACAUUUUCUGUGAAAGGUGAUGCAUUGUGCUGGUUACACUGCAAAAAUUCAACUCUUCUGGACACCAGUAAUGCAGUAGGCAUAAACACAAGACGGUCUCCAAACCUUUCUGGUAUUCAAGCAUUUUCACCAAACAAGGAUAAAAAAGUCUCUGAAGACAGUGUUGUACAAAAUAAAAUACAAACUGACGGUGUAUCGGCUCAUUCUUCAACAAGCGCCUCAGGAAAGUACAUAUUGAAAAUACUUUCAUCUGGAGAGAGAACUCCAAAGUCCCGAAUAUGCCCUGAACCUUCCACACCAUUUAAAAAGCCAAUUCCAAGACAGGUAAAAACAACUUCAGUUGUGAAGUGCCGGAAAGUGGUUAGUUUUGCAGUCCCCCUUGAGACUCCUAUUCUACAAACCUGUGAAUCGGCGGCUGUCAAAGAAAACAUGGAAAGCGCUGUGAAAUCUCCCAGAAAAAUUGCUCCUUCUAGUGCUCCAAAGACAUCGGCGGAAGACGGCCAAAGAAUCCUUCACAGUGAUAGAAGGAAGACACGUAAGAGGCCCUCAAAAUCAAAAGGCACAACUCCAAAGUCCGAGGGAGUAUCUAGGAUCCCCCAAACUGUUGGAAAUAAUACCCCUUCUCUGGGUAGCAAAGCAACGAUUUGCCCCAAGAAAACAACUAGUAAAGAUACAACUGCUGGCAGAUCCAAGAGGAUGAAGAAAGAGCCUGGUGCACCCCAAACUGAUGGGAAGAAAGCUACUUCUGUGGGCAGUGAAACCAGCAUUCACCCAAAGAGAACAACUGCAAGAAUUCCUCCUGUUGGCCGACACCCCCUGAUAACACAGUUUUGCCAUCCUAAUAAGACGGAUGUAAAUUAUAAUGGUAUACCCUAUGAGAAGCAGGAGGAUGGGAAAUGGGUGGCCACUAUGCCUCAAUUCUAUAUGAAGGUGCCUUUUUUUGAGGAAGCUGUUCAAGUCUGCUUUCUUACAACACACUAUUCAGACCUUCUGGCGGCACAAAGUGAAGCCUGCACACUCGCAGUGGACCCCCGACAGUUUAAUUUGUGAUUUGGCUCCAGGUGGACAGCUAUAAAUCCCCAAGUUGUGCUAUCAUUUGUGUACAUGUCUUUGGUGUUAAAUGAUAGUACUGUGUGCUUGGAUUAUGGUCCUAUCAACACCGUCAUUGCCUUUAUAUAGAUGUUUUGAAGUUCGACAUGCAGUGUCUGUAUGCUCUUGUAGAAGUUAAACAUGUAGCUUAACUUCAUUAUCAGGGACCAAGAUGUCUUUUUGUUUUUGAAGACUGUGGGUAUGCAUGCCUAUUUUUUUGGCACAGUAAUGGUUAUCCAUUAGUUACUUUGGGUGAAAUAAAUAGUUUUCCAGAGAAGACAGGCUGUUGUAUUUGCACUGCUACCCGGUUGGGGGGAAAAUGCAUCAUGCAGUGUUGAACUUGUUGUUUUGUUGCCUUCACCAAAAUUGUUUAAAGUGAAAAAAUAUGACUUCAAAAAAGUUAUAAAGUGUCAUCUCGAACAGAAUUUGUCUGAAUUCAUCACUGCCUCUUUUGACUUGGGUCUUGCAGCAACAGAUGUUUCCCCUUGGCCAAACACUAGUCAGUGUUUAGUAGUUCAGUUAAAGAAAUGGUUGUUCUAUAUUUGUCACGAUUGUGUUCAGUCUUGGUUAAGGGAACUCCAUUCAUCUGAGAACCUGCGGUCAGUAUGUGCUAUAGAUAGGUGAUGGGCAUCUGUUCAGCUUCUUUGUGUAAAUGGAGAAAAACUAAAUAAGAAGAAUGUACAAAAUAUAUUUAUUUGUAACAGGAUUUUUUUAUGUAUAUUUUGUCAGGUUGUACAAUACAUGUAAAUACAAUCUACAGGAAUUUCAACAUAAUAAAUAUAUGCAUCUAUAUGCCAAGA